AUGCGAGGGAGGAUGUGUGGGGUCCUAAUGAUCGCGGGUGCGAUAAUGGGACUUUGGCGAUGGGUUGGAUACCUCGUCGCGCCACUCGAAGCCAUCAAGACUGAAGUGCGUAGCCGUCGCGGCGACAUCGAAUCCGUCACCGACAACUACGCGGCCGAUCAAAUCACCGACUUAGCCACCCGCGCCGGUGAGGUAAACGGUGUUUGCAUCGUCUUCGGCAACUCCGACUCGGGCGAGGGCUACAUUGUCGUCGAUGGCAACUAG
This is a messenger RNA of Fulvia fulva, 264 nucleotides long. RefSeq names its product Beta-glucosidase 1. Gene Ontology annotation, molecular function: hydrolase activity, hydrolyzing O-glycosyl compounds. The record is from RefSeq and is a predicted model, not a curated record. The coding region runs from base 1 to 264 and encodes 87 amino acids. Gene Ontology annotation, biological process: carbohydrate metabolic process. NCBI's taxonomy places the organism in Eukaryota, Fungi, Ascomycota, Dothideomycetes, Mycosphaerellales, Mycosphaerellaceae. The transcript is spliced from 2 exons.